AUGACUGAGGGCAUGACCCAAAUGCCCCCAAAGGAGCAGUAUGCACACCUCUGCACAGCAGCAGGCUGCCACGCAAACACACAACUCAUGAAGGAUUUGCCAAAUACAGUAGAGGGAUUAGGAACGCUGCGCAAACUUGAUCUCUCGCGCAGCAUGUUGCGAAGAACGGAUGUUGAGCCUCUCGUACAGGCAAUCCUCCGCCAUUGUAGAAGUCUGCAGGUGCUCAAUCUCUCGCACAACUAUCUAACUGAUGACAGUGUCAUACAGAUAUGUGAAACUCUCGUGGAGAACUCUCCAAUGCUUGAAACCCUCGAUCUUUCAGACAAUCCGCUCUCCAAUAAAACAGGACGCUACCUUGCACGCUUUGUAUAUAGCAUGCCAUCUUUAAAAAAUAUCAAAGUCCAAAAAACUCUCAUGAGUGAGAACAUACUAUUAGCUCCUUCCUCUAUAUCAAAACCACAACAAAGCUCUGUUCAUAAAACACAGACUACGACUACAACUAUGGUUUCAUCAACAAGAGACGAUAACUUUGGCAACAUGGCAAAGGGGUGUGUCAGUAGUGUCCAUGACUGCACGAGGGAAGAUGGUAGGGUUAAAUCAACCAAACAGCAAUGGGCAGCACUUAAAACUCUCUGGAGAGCCGCAACACUUGCCGCUCCACAUAGUGACAAUUAUUCUGCAUUAGCCACUCUCAUCUCCAUGACACAAGAAGAUGAUGAUGAUACAACUCAAGUACAACAAAACAUAUUCACGACAAUAAGAUGUGCACAACGACAUCAGUUUUAG
This is a messenger RNA of Trypanosoma theileri, 786 nucleotides long. Its product is annotated as putative calpain-like cysteine peptidase. Gene Ontology annotation, biological process: nucleocytoplasmic transport; activation of GTPase activity. Gene Ontology annotation, molecular function: GTPase activator activity; small GTPase binding. Gene Ontology annotation, cellular component: perinuclear region of cytoplasm; nucleus; cytosol. Bases 1 to 786 code for a protein of 261 amino acids. The transcript has a single exon. The record is from RefSeq and is a predicted model, not a curated record. Lineage: Eukaryota; Euglenozoa; Kinetoplastea; Trypanosomatida; Trypanosomatidae.